UUCCGAAUAUACGUCAUAUUUAAAAUGGCCGCUUUCAUAAUAAUCUCGCGUUUGACAUACCUGUAGUUUGUUUAGUCGUUUUUACCAAAUUCCUACUCUAAUAUUUCGCUUUAUUGUGCUCGGAUGAAAGCUCUGCAGGAUGCCCAAAUAUUAUGAAGAUAAAGAGGAUGACGGCCGCGCCUGCUCUGGAUUAAGAGAAGAUUUUAAAGCCUGUCUCCUUCAGCAUGACUGUGUAGUGAAGGAAGGCAAGAAGCCCAGCGAGUGUCUGAAGGAAGGACAUUGCAGAAGCAUACAGGUGGCUUUCUUUGAGUGCAAGAGAUCCAUGCUGGACACCCGAUCUCGAUUCAGAGGCAGAAAAGGAGAAUGAAAAUCACCCACCUUGUGUUUUGAAUGAAGAUGCUGUGUCUUUCUGCUUCACACACAUUUGCUUGUAGAGAAAAACUGCUGUCGUUGACUUAUGAGACUCUCUUGAACUGCACCAAUGUCAUCAAAUAAAAUAAAGUGUUUUCCAGUUCUGAAUAAUAUUUCAUCUGAACAAAA
Molecule: messenger RNA, 540 nt
Organism: Danio rerio (zebrafish)
Lineage: Eukaryota; Metazoa; Chordata; Actinopteri; Cypriniformes; Danionidae
Gene: coa5
Product: cytochrome C oxidase assembly factor 5
Cellular component (GO): mitochondrial intermembrane space
Source: RefSeq, marked validated